This is a messenger RNA of Drosophila navojoa, 908 nucleotides long. RefSeq lists its product as uncharacterized. NCBI's taxonomy places the organism in Eukaryota, Metazoa, Arthropoda, Insecta, Diptera, Drosophilidae. The record is from RefSeq and is a predicted model, not a curated record.
GUUGGCUGUGCGCGAUUGUAGGUGCUGAAACAUGGGAGAGCACAUGAAACAAGAAUAUUAAUUUAAAUUUAUUCGGAAAACAAAUCAAACAGUCAAAUAUGGCUCGAACGGAACUCGAUAUGAAAAAGCAAAAGCGUAAAGCGAAAAAACGUAAACAUGAAACUCAGGCAGUGCCGAGCGACGACGAGGUGGCCAACAAAAGUUUAAUUGUGGAGGAUCAGGUAGCGGCAGGAGCUCAAAAAGCAGAAAAACAGGCCAAAAAAAACAAAGCUGCCAAGCGCAGACAACAAUCAGACCAAGACGCCAUCAAAGAAAAACGCAGUAAGCAAAUAGAAGAGCCUGAAGAAGACGCCGUAGAAGAUGAAGAGUUGGAUGACUUGCCCACAGCAGACCUGCUGGAGCAGGCAGCCAAGCCAGAGAAUUCAAAUGCCAUUGUAACGGUACGACAGAAGAAAAAACAAAAACACUUGCAACGGUUGGAGGAGCAAAAAGACCAGAAUGCCGAUAAGGAAAGCAGACGCAAUGAAGAGUAUCUUAGGAAGUGGCGGGACAGUCGACAAGAUUGGAAAUUCGAGAAGCUGCGACAGAUUUCCAUACAACAAACCGCCUUCAAUGAGAAUAAACUGAGUGCCGAUAUAUGGCCCAUCGCCUUGGAGUAUUUGGCGGGCUCUAAAGGCGCCGCGAAGGCAACCAUCAUCAAAUUGGCCGAAGACGCCAUACAGGAGAUGGAUAAACAGUGUGAGGGGCUCAGCGAGGAAGCAGAGCGACAGAAAAUCGUUGAUUCCGUACGAUAUCAGCGAGCUCGCAACUUGUUACAGAGUUUCGACUAAUCGUUAGUUUAUAGUUUCAAUAGAAUAGCUUAAAUGCGUUGUUAAUUUUAGAGUUUAAUAAACAUUAGACAAAAUGUU